AUGGAGGGAAUCCGGCCUACACAGAUCGAAAGCAAAUGCACAACAAUGUGGCUUCUCAGAGUCGAAGGGGACCUCGUAAGAGGUAUCACUAGACGACACGAUGUGGAUGCUAGUGGCAAAUUCUUCGUGAGGGUAGCCAAUCCGUGCGUGGGUGACAGUGGAACGAGCGAGUCUGAGAAACUAGAACAUCGCACAAAAAGUGAAGAAAAUAGAAGAGAAGAGAAAAGACGAGACAAGGGUCAUUGGAAUACUGAAAUAUUCGAGAAACCAAUAAACUCAAAGAUCAAACACGCACGAAUCCAACCUGAACGACCGCAUCUCUGGUCCCCGACACCUCUGCGCGCGGCGCUCACUUCCCGGCCGCGACUCCGGUCACAUCCAUUUCGACGCUGCAGCUUUUCUCCAUUGCCGAUGCCGCGUCUGGUUCGACGGCUUCUACGCCCCACCGCGACCGACUGUUCCCCACUGCCCGCCUGCUCGCUCGAUCCGGGGGAUUUCCGGAUAGUGCAGAUCGCCUCGGGCCCUCGACGUCACCGGUCACCACAAGUGGAGAGAGCCGACGUCAGACAAGAGGAACCUGCAACCUCCCCCGCGACAACCCGAAGAGACACCGAGAAGCCGGUCUCCGCCUCCCGAAAUAAGCCUCCCCGAUUCUUCGCGGGCGACAGCAACAAACAAGCGCGAGCUCGAGAGCGACACUCCCUCCUCCUCCUCCUCCUCCGAGGGAGCCAUCGAUUGGACCGUUGCCAGGAAGGGAUGCUCGUCGCGGCAUCUGCAAGAUUCCGCAUGCCCAGGCCGCAAUUUUGUGCGUAUGCUGAACCAUAUGAACGCUCGCUCUCUCAGCGUCAACGGAUCGUUAUCUCAACCGACUCGACUCCACGGCAGCGGUCAGCAGGCAGUCAACUACGCAUCUCGCAGCUUCCACCGAUGCCGUACCACGUUCAACAACCCGGCCGUGCGCUCGUACGAUGUAGACCGGUCAAGGGCUUGACUUGCUCCUUCCGGUCUCCCUUUCUCCCGUGCCGUGUGGAGGAGCUCAACUUCAGCUGCCAGUCCACAUCUGAACCGCCUCCGAACAUCUCUAUCCACUUGAAUCUUCCAGGGCCUGAUUGAGCCAGAUUGAGCUCUUCCUUCUUACUUCGAUCUGCAGGUUCUUGAGCACGACACGAAACAUCGUGGCCAGAUAGUGAUCGAUAUGUCCCUACCAAGUUUUAGACAUACAGUGAAUGGUGAAGGAUCCCUGCUCCGGUCACAAGCUCAAGUGGGCGAAAUUGGCAACCUCGAUUCAUCAUCAAACCCCAGGACCUCGAUCUGAGCUACGGUGACUGUAGGAACAUACGGAACAUCUUCCUGCCACUCUGCGUGUACAGAGUGAAUGUCCUGCCGAGGAACCACGAUGUCAAAUGUCGACAAUAAUUGAUACAUACGUUAAUAUAUUUUUAUUUGUUUAUUUGUUUGUUUCGACUUAUC
Molecule: messenger RNA, 1470 nt
Organism: Marchantia polymorpha subsp. ruderalis
Lineage: Eukaryota; Viridiplantae; Streptophyta; Marchantiopsida; Marchantiales; Marchantiaceae
Source: the annotation of a GenBank genome assembly